Copidosoma floridanum is the source of this 2497-nucleotide messenger RNA. It is a transcript of the gene mRNA-cap, whose product is annotated as RNA guanylyltransferase and 5'-phosphatase mRNA capping enzyme. Lineage: Eukaryota; Metazoa; Arthropoda; Insecta; Hymenoptera; Encyrtidae. Gene Ontology annotation, molecular function: mRNA guanylyltransferase activity; mRNA 5'-triphosphate monophosphatase activity; ATP binding. The record is from RefSeq and is a predicted model, not a curated record. Gene Ontology annotation, biological process: protein dephosphorylation; 7-methylguanosine mRNA capping.
UUGUACAAUAUGGUACGUCACUCACAUCAUUAAGUAAUAUCUUAUUUAAGACGAUAAUUGAUAUUUGAAAAGAGUAAUAAUGAACUAAUUAUAGUACAUAAGAUUAAAUUGGAGUACUAAUAUUUAUACUUCAAAUGUUAUCUCUUUCUUAUUUAUUAUUCCUAUUUUUACCCGAGUUAUGUUUAUGAUCUACAUGUUACCAAGACUGUUUAAGUUUAAGAUUUUUAAACGAGUACAUAGAUACUUUAAAUAUUUACAAUGAUGUCUUUAAAAACUAGCAAACUGUAGUGUAUUGUAAUAUAAUAAGAGCUACAUUAGCUCUUGCUGUAGAAUUCAAAGAGAUGUUGUAGGAAACUGAACAUUCUAAACGUAUGUAAUAUUUGGCAGACGUAUUCAAGAAAGGUGAUGAUGACCCGCUGACUAUAAAAAAAAACCAGUGUUCAGUAAGUGCUUGGGUACCCAAGUAUGAAGUUAUUUUAUGGCAGACGAUGUAUGAAUGAAAAUAUACCUUUUGUGAAACAAUAUUUAAAAUAACCCUUUGCGAUGUAUUGAAGGUGGUGCAAUCAUCAUUUCCAUGAGGACAUUUGGUUGGAAGUAAUAGUUUAUCUGCAUGGACUUUUUAAGUUAACGUGUAUGUAAAAAACGUAAAAUCAAUAAUGACUGAUUGGGAUAAAGAGAGCAAGGGUCCUGUUCCUCCCCGUUGGUUACAUUGCCCACGUAAAUCAAUUAAACUGAUUCAUGAUAAAUUUUUGGCUUUUAAGACUCCACUGUCCUCAAAAUAUAACGAUCAAGUAUCCGAGGAGUGUCGUUUUACGGUAGCAAUGCUGUUAGCUUUAUUAAAAAGUGAGCGGCUUAAGCUUGGACUUUGGAUUGACUUGACUAAUACUUCAAGGUUUUACGAUAAAAAAGAAGUGGAAAAAAAUGGUGUUCGGUACUUAAAACUGCAAUGUAGAGGUUACGGAGAACCACCUUCACGUGAUCAAACAAAAACUUUUGUGCAAGUUUGUAAAAAUUUUAUUGCUCAUAACCCGUUAGAAAUAAUUGGUGUUCAUUGCACACAUGGAUUUAAUAGAACUGGAUUCCUUAUUGUCAGUUAUCUCGUAGAAACUGACGAAUGCAGUCUCGAUGCAUCUUUAGUAAAGUUCUCUGAGUCCAGACCACCAGGAAUAUAUAAAAAUGAUUAUAUCAGAGAACUGUACCUUCGAUAUGAUGAUAUUGAAGAUGCUCCUGAUCCACAUCCUCGUCCUGCAUGGUGUUUGGAAUAUGAUGAUUCUAAUGCAGAUGAUCAAAAUGAUUCUACAAGUGAAAACACUACUUCUUUAGAACCUGCUUUUAAAAAGCGCCGAACAGAAAACUUCAACAAGAAUCCAGUUUUUAUGGCUGGUAUACCAGGAGUCAAACCCAUCUUAGAUUUUCAAAAAGCACAUGUUAUUCAACGUCGAGUUCAAGUUAUUUGUGAAUGGAAAAGUACCGGUUUUCCGGGCUCGCAACCAGUCACUUUAGAUUUUGAUAAUUUACGUUUACUUCACGAGAAACCUUAUAAAGUAUCAUGGAAAGCUGAUGGCACUAGGUAUAUGAUGUUUGUUUGUGAAGAUGGUCAAGUUUAUUUCAUCGAUCGUGACAAUAGUAUUUUCGAAGUUGAUGGAUUGACUUUCCCUCAUGUUAGAGAUCGUAUGAGGAUGCUUAAAGAUACUCUUCUAGAUGGAGAAAUGGUAAUAGAUAAAACUGAUGGUAAAGAAUAUCCUAGGUACCUUGUUUAUGAUGUUCUUAUGUACGAUGGUAAGGAUGUUAAAAAGUUGAAUUUUCAUCCAAAUCGCUAUCAUAUUAUUGAAAAUGAAGUAAUAGCUGGAAGAAAACGAGCAAUGCAAGAAGGCCGAAUUAUCAGAGAAAAAGAACCUUUUUCUGUUAGAUUAAAGGAAUUUUGGCCUGUAAUUAAUGCGGCUAAGCUUCUUAGUAAUGAGUUUGCAAAAAAAUUAACUCAUGAACCAGAUGGACUGAUUUUCCAACCAGCCAAAGAACCUUAUAAAACAGGCCAAUGUCUAGACGUUUUAAAAUGGAAACCAGUAUUUUUGAAUUCCAUGGAUUUUAAGUUAAAAAUAGUUGUUGAGUCUGGGGAAGGGAUACUCAGACGGUCGAUUGGUGAACUAUAUGUUGGUCAGUUGGAUGUUCCAUUUGAUAAAAUAAAAUUAACAAAACAAUUAAAGGAAUUGAAUAACAAAAUAAUAGAAUGCAAAUAUGAAAACAACCAGUGGAUAUUUAUGAGAGAACGAACUGAUAAAUCGUUUCCGAAUUCCUAUGCUACAGCUAAAUCAGUGUGUGCGUCUAUUUUCAACCCUGUAACGUCGGAAAAACUUUUGGACUUCAUAGCCAAAUACAGAUUUUCCGACGAUCAAGAACUUAUGCCCCCUCCUAAAAAACGAUGAUUAUAUUAGUUGUUAAUUUUUAUUAAUGUUCCUAGAUGUACGCAGAACAAAUAAAAAUUCUUUUUAUUUAUAUA